GCCGACACUUCGGCUGGCGCGUGGAGUUGAAUAUGACUCGCUUUUCUGAGAUAUCUCGACGUUUUUAUCUCAAAAACUCAGUUACUCCAUUUGAAGAAGACUCCACUCAUGAGUUUAAGGGUCACAGAAACAUAAGUGCAGAGGAGGUUCCACCAUGGUGUUAUAUUCCAGGAACAGACAGGCGAUCACGAAAGGCGGUAUCAAGGAAUAUCAAUGGGUUUUUAAAUACUGGUAAAGGUGGUACCAUUUAUCUUGGGAUUGUGGAUGAAGGCAAGGUGAAAGGCUUACUGCUCACACAAUAUCAGAGAGAUCAUGUCAGAAUUGCAGUUAAGGAUGCCUUGAGUAGAUACACUCCUCCUGUUCCUGAAGAAUGCUAUAAAGUUGAGAUUAUACCAGUCAUUGAUUCUGAAGAAAAAGUAGAUGAGUCAACAGCGUUCCUUGAUCUUCAAGAUGAUAGUUGCAAUGAAGUGGACAGUAACUGCUUGAGGCCACACAUCCUCAGGACAUCUGAUUUCUGCUGGUGUGAUAGCCAUGCAAAGGAACAAUUUUCUGAGGGAUUCCCUCCCUCUCUCUAUGUGGUUGAGAUUACUGUGUUUCCUUGGAAAAAACAGCAGCUUAAGAUAGAGAGAGGCUGUAUUCAAUUUGACCUCCAUCCUGUGUAUGAAGACGAGGAGGGCAAAUGUCACUUUAGAAGACAAGCAAGCUUAGUACAGUAUUCAGUUCAAGAAGUGGUGGAACUUACAAAAGCAGAAAUAAAAAAUCACUUUAUGCCUUUGCUGUUAAGUCUCAGAGAUGAGAUGAAAACCAUCCGAGAUAGGCACAAAUUACACAGUUGACAAUUGCCAGGAGCUCAAGUUCAAGAAAGAAUGUUGCAGCCAGGAUGCUUCUCAAUACUUCAUUUUGCAGUUUCCUUGGAGGUUCACUUGAGACAGCCAUCAACUAAAGUGGAAUUGUUUAGGCGCAGUUACAAUGGCUUACAAAGCUACACAUACCAUUCUUAGUAGAGAUGAAACAGUUUAUGUGGAGAAUAGGUCACAUGUUACUAGUGGGCAAAGUUGUGAACAGUGUAUCAACUGAAAUCCCCUCAUCAAGAGGGUUUAGUUCUGAAUGAUUUAAAGCAUUUGGAAAUACAACUUACAGCAUAGUAAUUUUGACAUGAAUGACCUUCAAAUCUUUAUGGAUGUACUUCUUUGCAAGCUCCUUGAUGCUUUGAUCAUGGCUCUAAGUUGUAAUGGAAGCUCUUGGAGAUUUUGGUCAAACUUUGUUUUUUUGGUUGUUUGUUUUGUUUUACUCAAGAAUCUUCACACAGCCCAAAUUAGUAAAUCUGGCUAUCAUACAAGAGAUUUGCAGUAGUAUUUUUUACCAAAAAGCUUUGUUUGAAUUUUAUUACUUUUUUUGAAAUGUAAAUAGAGAGAUGUACCAUUAAAUGUAUAAACUGCAUUUAAAAAAAAUUGGUCUGACUCAUAAAUUUUGAAUCCUCAGUACACUUAGGGCAAAUUGACUAUGUGCUUGCCAUCAAAAAUUUUCUGUACUUACUGAAACUGCACUGCGCAAAAUUCGUGGCAAUGGAAUGAACAACUCCACAUCAUGUUGAAAUAGGUACAAUUCACUUUCAUUCUUCAAUGGCAUAAGUGACACAAGUUGAAACUUAAAUAACAUACGAUUACAAAAGUUACACAAUAUAUGAUAUAGAGAAAUAACAAACAUGACAGAAAGAGGACUAUAAAACACUUAAAUUGUUAUGGCCAUAGAAAAGAUCAAGAUUGAUACUGCUAAGGCCAAAAAAAAAAA
This is a messenger RNA of Pocillopora damicornis (cauliflower coral), 1791 nucleotides long. RefSeq lists its product as uncharacterized. NCBI's taxonomy places the organism in Eukaryota, Metazoa, Cnidaria, Anthozoa, Scleractinia, Pocilloporidae. The record is from RefSeq and is a predicted model, not a curated record.